This is a messenger RNA of Babesia bovis T2Bo, 1635 nucleotides long. Its product is annotated as WD domain G-beta repeat family protein. The coding region runs from base 60 to 1634 and encodes 524 amino acids. Gene Ontology annotation, biological process: mRNA splicing, via spliceosome. The record is from RefSeq and is a predicted model, not a curated record. Gene Ontology annotation, molecular function: U4 snRNA binding; U6 snRNA binding; protein binding. The transcript has a single exon. NCBI's taxonomy places the organism in Eukaryota, Apicomplexa, Aconoidasida, Piroplasmida, Babesiidae. Gene Ontology annotation, cellular component: U4/U6 x U5 tri-snRNP complex.
GUUAAACUGGUAUCUCACAUUUGGGCCGUAGCGCAAUCUGUUACCAUAAUCCUGGCAAAAUGAUGAACAUGGCAUAUUGGGGUCUGACGGAGACCGUCAUGGACCUCAAUGCUAUGAAGGAGUUUGAAUUGAAGAGCAAGCUGCACAGCAUCCACCUGGGAAUAACUACUAACGACCUAGAGGUCAUAAGGAUACUCCGGGCUCUUAUAGAGCCCAUAACGCUUUUCGGGGAGGGCAAAUAUGAGCGCAGGGAGCGCCUCAAGAAAGUGUUACUGUUUAAAUACGACCGCCUCUUCCACGGUAAGGACCUUAACACCGCCAUCAGCACAUCGAGUGAGGCCAAGAACCUAUACGAUGUGAUAAAGGCGUUCAAUAUAGACAUGUCCAAUGUAUUUGCCAAUAAAUCCAUAUUCGGUGACUUGGCACAGCAGGACUCAGUACCGGAUACCGGUGAUAAGGAGCUGUUUUACACAGAGGGUCCGGAGGAACUCAAGCAGUUUAGAAGUGACCUCGCAAGCCACUGCUGGCACAGAACCAUUACCCGGAAGAGAUAUAUACACGAAUAUAGGGAUUGCACGGACCAAUUUGAACAUGAGGACGAUAUAGAUAGGUACGGCAACCACCUAACGGAAUCUGUAACCCUGGCUUACUCGCACCUAGCUGCUGAACGGCCACUGACAGCUGCCAAGUUCUCACCAAACAUGAAUUACAUCGCAGUAAGCAGCUUCUGCAGCUACGUUAGCCUGUUACACUACCACCCGGAAAACAAUCUACCGUUAGCAAAGACACUCGACAACGGUUCCAAGGAAAUGCUCCACUGCAUUGAUUGGGCACCAGGGCGCUGUGUAAUAUAUCAUCAGGAUGCAACACCAGUGGAUGACAAGGAGCUCUUGCUGGCCACUGGCGGCUCUGGAGGCAGUGUAACUGUAUGGAGGCCCUUUGCUACGGAGUCAGCGUCAACUGUUAAAACGCACGAUGACAGGAUCAAUCGCAUUAAAUUCCACAAUUUCAAAAACAUGGUUGUAACGGGCUCUGCAGACGAGACUGUACGGUUUUUCGAUACAGAAACUAUGCAGGAGAUUUACAUCCAGGAGGGCCAUAGCCACGGGGUACAUGGCCUGGGUAUCAAUGGAGAUGGUAACCUAGUGUCAUCCGGGGAUCUGCAUGGUGUAGUGCUCAUUAUAGAUAUCAGGACCGGUAAGCAUAUAUUCCAGCAGCCACUGCAUAAUGGCAAGGUUACCUCCAUUGAAUUCCACCCAGUGUACAACCACUUGAUGGCCACGGCAGCAGAGGACAAUUCGGUUAAGCUAUUCGAUCUCAGGAAGGUACGACCGGCAACAUCACUUCUAGCGCAUACUAAACUAGUGAGCUGCAUACAGUUUGAACCUGUAUACGGGCGGUUCCUAGCUACUGCGUCGUUCGACACCCACCUCAAGCUGUGGGAUGCCGCGGAAUAUAAGUGCAGGAAGGUACUGUCGAACAACGAUGCCAAGGUCAUGGGUGUAAACAUAGCACCAGACGCGUCGUCAGUGGUCACCGCAUGCUACGAUCGCACUAUACGCAUAUUCAACACGCAACUUGGGAAUAACCCAGUUGGUACACCUAAAAUGUUCCACAGGGACACUAUAAUGUAAU